GUCCUCUGUAAAUACUUAUGUGUCCUAUUAUGAACUAAUCAAGAUUAUUAUAAUGUUGAAAUAAAAUAAAAUAGCUAAGGAUUUAUGAAAUUUUGCCAGAAAAUCAGUAAAAUUUUCCUCACUCUUAAUCAUGAAUCCAAUCACCACUUUUAAUCUUAUCAUAGCUCUCACUCUCCUCCAAUCACUAUCCGCCACGUCACGCCUCUCCAUCCUCCAACGCCGCGGCGACGACCUCUCUGUCUCCGUCGCUGACUAUGGCGCCACAGGCCGGGGGCGCCGCUACGACACCGUUGCGAUCCAAUCCGCCAUCGACGACUGCGCCUCCUCCGCCGCCCGCCAUCUCCGCACCUGCCAGGUCAACUUCCCGCCGGGAAAUUACCUGACGGCGACGCUCUACCUGAAAUCCGGCGUCGUGCUGGACGUAUCUACGAACGCCACCGUCCUCGGCGGCACCAGGCUGCAGGACUACCCUGAGAAGCAGGAGAAGUGGUACGUGGUGCUGGCGGAGAAUGCGUCGGACGUGGGGAUCACUGGCGGCGGGGAGAUCAACGGCCAGGGUUUGGAGUUCGUGACGAGAUUCGAUGAGAGGAAGAAUGUGAUGGUGAGCUGGAAUCGCACUGGCGCGUGCUCAGGCGAUGAGUGCCGCCCGCGAUUGGUAGGGUUUAUUGAUUGCAAAAAUGUCAGGAUCUGGAAUGUCAGCUUCAAUCAGCCUGCUUAUUGGUGCCUGCAUAUUGUUCGAUGUCAGAACACAUCAAUCCACGACACUUCCAUCUACGGGGACUUCAACACGCCUAACAACGAUGGCAUAGACAUUGAGGACUCGAACAAUACAUUGAUAACACGAUGCACCAUAGACACAGGAGAUGAUGCUAUAUGUCCCAAGACAUAUAAUAGCCCUCUCCACAAUCUCACUGCAACCAACAGCUGGAUUAGAACCAAGUCCUCAGCCAUCAAACUCGGAAGUGCCAGUUGGUAUGCUUUCAGAGGUUUGUUGUUCGACAACAUAACCAUUUUCGAAUCCCACAGAGGGCUCGCUCUACAGAUACGAGAUGGAGGAAAUGUUAGCGACAUUACAUUUUCGAACAUCAAUAUCAGCACAAGGUACUACGAUGAACUAUGGUGGGGAAGAGCAGAACCUAUUUACAUCACAACUUGCCCGAGAGACAGCAGCUCGACAGCUGGCUCCAUUUCCAACCUGCGGUUCAUAAACAUCACUGCAACUUCUGAAAACGGAGUGUUCUUGUCGGGAUCAGAAGGUGGAGUCCUGAGCAACAUAAAGAUGCAUAACGUGAGCCUAAGUUACAAGCGGUGGACAAACUACACGGGUGGGCUUGUGGACUACAGACCAGGGUGCCAAGGGCUGGUGAAUCGCAGUACGGCAGGGUUGAUGAUGGAACACAUUGAUGGGUUGGAUCUUGAAGAUGUGAGGAUGAGGUGGGCUGAGGAGAAGAACAACAAACAGUGGAAUAAUCCACUCGAUUUUCUUCCAUCAACUGUGAAUAAUGUUUCAUUGCUCAAUUUCAAUACUGGGUUGUGGCAAAAAUGAGAUCAAGAUGCAGGCUUGUUAAGUAAUUAUGCCAUGCUCUUAUUCAAUUCCUUGUUCUGUUUUUCUGUGAUUAUACUUUUCUUCUUUUUUUCUGGUAUCUAAAUCUCGAAUGAAAUUUUAGUAGUAACACUUGCAUA
Messenger RNA from Salvia hispanica, 1683 nucleotides. Its product is annotated as Pectin lyase-like superfamily protein. Gene Ontology annotation, biological process: carbohydrate metabolic process. NCBI's taxonomy places the organism in Eukaryota, Viridiplantae, Streptophyta, Magnoliopsida, Lamiales, Lamiaceae. Gene Ontology annotation, molecular function: polygalacturonase activity. The record is from RefSeq and is a predicted model, not a curated record.